This is a messenger RNA of Botrytis byssoidea, 3018 nucleotides long. RefSeq lists its product as uncharacterized. Lineage: Eukaryota; Fungi; Ascomycota; Leotiomycetes; Helotiales; Sclerotiniaceae. The record is from RefSeq and is a predicted model, not a curated record. The transcript is spliced from 3 exons. Bases 413 to 2125 code for a protein of 570 amino acids.
CCCUCAUCCAUGUUCAAUUCAUAAUUAAUCCCACUUGUCCAGGGUUCCACUCAUUAUUUUUCUGUGCCCACCCUCCCCGUCCGUUUUGCCCAUUUCCUUUUAAUAAUUCUCCUAUAGCGAGAACCACCGCACCCUUCCUCAAUCCUUUCUUUAAAAGAUUCCUCCACCCUCCUUUUUCAACACAAGAUCUUCCUUGAUCACUACACAGUCAUUACCAAGUCCCUUUUGCACAAAAGAGUUCCUUUCUCUAUUUCCAACUCAACAGUCAUUCUUUACCUUGAAAGCAUACACCUUUUUGCGGAAUCGACUUUCGCUCUUCAACACCAACGAUUCAUCACGACCACUUAUACACAAGUUUAUCAAAACAGAAAAACAAUUUGGAAUUUACAUUUAUCCUUCGAUAUCAAUCACCAUGCAUUUCACAGCUGCUUCCUUGGCUGUUAUGGCCGGAGUUGCCGCCGCUUCUCAACCAGGUCACUACUACCCAAAGCGUAUUAACAACGGUACCAUCUCUGCCACCGCUACUGACAACGGUCAAACCACUUUGACCGUUUUCGCUACCACCGUCCGAACCAUCACCUCAUGCGCUGCUUCUAUCACCAACUGCCCAGCUCGUGCCACCUCAGCCGUUGAGGGAGCUUCCACCACCCCAGAAGUUAUCGUCGUUACCGACACCGUUACCUUGGCCACCACUGUUUGCCCAGUCACCGAGGCCGAAUCUGCUAGCGCCGUUAUCACCAGCAAGCACUUGACAUCUGCUCUUGCAUCCCUCUCAUCUGCCAUCGCCAGUGCUGCAAGUGAAAGCUCUUUCUACGGUGCUACCACCACCGUUGCUACCCCAGCUGCUUCCAGCGGAGUUGUUGGUGCUUCAACCACGGCUUCAUCCCCCGCAUCAUCCGCCACAGCCGAUGCUUGCGCAUCCCAAUGUAAUGCAUCAUACAACUCCUGCCGAAGCGCUCCAGAUGCAAACAGAUCCCUCUGUGCUUCCAACUAUGCAUCAUGCCUCGGAUACUCUCCAUUUGACAGCACCGGAUCACUUGUCACCCCAACUGCUUGCUCCUCGUCAGCAGCAUCAACUGCUCUCGGUGUUGAGACUAGCCCAGCUGCCUCCGGUGUUGUUGCACCAUCUGGAGCUGUUCCAUCUGGAAGUGCCCCAGCUGGUUACGCUUCUUCCCCAGCUUCUUCCCUCGCUGUUUCCUCUCUCCCAGCCGCCGCUGUCUCCAGCGCUCUCGGUGUUGAGUCCAGCCCAGCUGCUUCCGGUGUUGCCGCACCAACCGGAUCCUCCCCAUCCUCCGUCGUUGUUCCUCUCGGAACUGGCGUCGUUUCCGCCGUCCAAACCGUCACUGCCAACGCUAGCCACACCUUGACUUACACUCUCGGCUCUGGUUCUUCCACCACCGUUGUCACCACCACCAUCAUUGAGACCUCCGCCUCUACCAUCUACGCCACUGUUACACCAACUCAAACCGUUGCCGCUUCCUCUGGUGCCGGAUCCCCAGCCGGUUCCGCCGCUGCUUCUUCCGAGGCUGGUGUCGUUUCCGCUGGUGAAUCUACCACUUCCCAAACCACCACCAUCUAUGGUACCUCCACCUCCACCCACUACGUCACCGUUUCAGCUGUUUCCUCUGGAUCUGCUGCUACUGGUCUCGCUGGUGUUACCGCUAUUGCCUCAGGUGCUGGAUCUGCUUCCCCAUCCGCUUCCGCUGGUGCUUCCUCUGGUGAGACCACUGGAUCUGGCUCUGGCUCUGGCGCUUCCGGUUCCGGAUCAUCUGGAUCUGAGACCUGUGCUUGCGCCGAGGCUGCCACUGUCACCGUCACUGCUACCGUUGCCGCUCAAACCGUCACCGUUACUGCUGCUGCCGCUGGAUCUGAUGCUACUGGUGCUCUCUCCGGUAUCCAAACCGCUGUUGUCUCCACUGACUCUGCCGCUGCUACCACUGAUGCUUCCGUCGUUGUUAGCACUGCUACCGUUGUCCCAAUCCCAGCCACCACCGCCGCUGUCACUUCCAUCCCAUUCUACGGUAACGGAACUGUUGUCACUUCCACCAAGAAGUCCAAGUGCGCAUCUUCUGGUUUCUUGACCAGCAAGGCUAAGCCAACUGGUGCCAAGCCAACUGGUUACUAAAUUCUUUCCACAAAAGGAGUGAAUUUUGUAUAUCCUUGAACUCGAUGUGAUCAACUGCUUCUUGACAGCGAAGUAAGUGAUUGUGUAUGAGCAAAGAUGUUGAGGUGGAGGUUUCCUUUGUUAAAUGUACAUUGUUUUUUUAUUGCUAAAUAUUUAUGAAGAGGAUUUGAAGAUGGAGCAGGAUCAGACAGUUUAGAAGAUUGGGGAUUGAUGUAAGGGAUUGAUAUCAAUGAAGACAAAACAAAAACCAAAUACUUUCUUGUGCAUUAUCAUUUUUAGAGUUUUAUGUAUGCGUUUUAUUGUGUUUUUCUUGAACAUUUUGCUUGCUUGUAUGUUUUUAGUCAUCAGGUUAUGACUAACACUUCUAUGGAGUUCUUGCAUAUGAUGGCACGAUGGGUUUGGAGGAUAGUUUUUUCUUUCUUUGCAUAAGCGUAUCAAUUUACAGAUUCAUGAACGUAUUUCUUGUGUGGUAUUGUGCAAUCUUCUAUUCCUCUCUUCUGAUGUGCUGUGCAGAACGAUGUAAACAAUUGAGGAGGUGUGAUGUUAAGUACACAAGGUCGCUUGUCAGCAAAGUGCUAUGUUCUUGUAAAUAGCUUAAAAUCAAUCAACGAUGGUACCUAAGUUCCAUGGACUUUUACACUAGACUCUAUGAUAUGAUGAAAUGAAUGAAUAAACAACAUAUCUGUGAUCGCAACAUUUGAAUUUGCCACACGGGUGCGAAGGAUUUAGACGGCAGAUUGAGGAUGGUGGAGGGGUAGUAUUGAUUCCUCUCGUUCCUCUAGAGAACAAUCAUGCUACACUAUGACUACUAUCAUGUGGUACGCGAUGGAUCUCAAGCAUUUGGCUUGAUUACUACAUCUCCAUCUCACUACGGAGUGUGAACUUGAAUCCUA